This is a messenger RNA of Lingula anatina, 729 nucleotides long. RefSeq names its product probable polyglutamine synthesis accessory protein MT0602. NCBI's taxonomy places the organism in Eukaryota, Metazoa, Brachiopoda, Lingulata, Lingulida, Lingulidae. The record is from RefSeq and is a predicted model, not a curated record.
AUGGCCUUGGCUUCGUUGGUGCCGGGAAGAACAUCUUUGAGGCCGAAAAGCCGGCAAUAUUUGAUCUUUGGAACGGCAAAGGGCGCAUCGUUGUGUUUGGACGGUGUGAGAAAUGGGCACGUGCCUGCGUCGUGGGCAGCAACGCCCGACAGAGUAGGGGUCUGCAACCUGGCCAUGGUAAAUAUAUCUGAAGAAAUCCAGUUGUUAACGGAACAGGUGAAAAAGGUUAAGAAACCAGGCGAUCUCGUCAUUCUGUCUUUUCACUGGGGAAGAAACUGGGACUGGACGGUUCCAGAAUACCAGCAAAAAUUUGCUCGUGCUGCAAUCGACUUUGCCGGCGUUGACGUCAUCUACGGACAUUCAUCUCACCACGUGAAGGGUAUAGAGGUUUACCAUGGAAAUCUCAUCACUUACGGCUUAGGCGAUCUGAUCAAUGAUUUCGAAGGUUCGAUCAACCGUUACCUUGCUCGUUUAUCAGAAACAUAUCAUUACGAAUGGAACUUAAUGUAUUUUGCCGACUUCAACCAAGAGAACGGAAACGUCCUCAACCUUAAAAUGGUGCCGACUUCGAUAGAAAAGUUCCAGGUUAGAAGAACCGACGAAGAUGCUGCAGACUGGCUCCAUAAGCAGAUGGACAAGUUGUGCAAGAAGUUGGGAGCAGGCGUGGAGAGAGUCGGCGACGAACUCCAACUCCUGAUUGCUAAUCCCCUCGUCAAGGGCGAGCUAUAA